CUGUAUUUUUUUCACUGUCAUUUAGACAAAUGACUCAUUAAUUAAUUAUUCCCUUUUUGUCACAAAUCUCACCCCAUUAAAUCCUCCACCUUAACUGACCUUUUGCCUUCUUUUUCUUCUCCAUUAUUAUCACUUCACUUUCUAACAUGAAGGGUCGUGUUUUUUUCUCUUGGUUUCUGAAAUCACUAGUGAUAAUCACCAUUAUUUGCUUUAGCAAUAAUGUUGAUGUAGCCGAAGCAAAGAAAAAGAAGUUGCGUUCUCCUGCUGUAGCACCCAAAAAACCACCUAAAUAUUUGGCUGAACAGUGUGAUUUUUAUGAUGGAAGAUGGGUUAUAGAUUAUAAAUACCCGCUCUAUAAUGCCAAAGAUUGUCCAUUUCUAUUGCAGCAGUUUGAUUGUGUAAGGAAUGGCAGACCAGAUAGAACGUAUCUCAAGUAUAGAUGGCAGCCCAGAAACUGUGACUUAGCCAGGUGGAAUGGAAAGGAUUUCGUGAGAAGAAUAAAAAACAAUAAGGUGUUAUUCGUGGGAGAUUCACUGAGCUUGAAUCAAUGGCAAUCCUUGUCUUGCAUGCUUCAUUCUGCCUUCCCUCGUGCUAAUUACACCGUCACAAGAAAUGGACCGCUCAUGUCAAUCUUUUCUAUACCUUCGAAGCAAGUGACAGUGAGUUACGCCAGAAAUGCAUUGCUGGUUGACAUAGUGAGGGAGAAAUCGAAAAGAGUGCUAAAGCUUGACUCAGUUGCAAGCUCUUCAAAGCUGUGGACUGGUUAUGAUAUUCUGAUAUUUGAUACUUGGCAUUGGUGGCUUCACACUGGAAGAAAACAACCAUGGGAUGUGAUUCGAGAUGGGAAAGUCCUACACCAAGAUAUGGAUCGUUUAAAAGCUUAUGAAAAAGCCUUGGCAACAUGGGGUAGAUGGGUUUCCAAGAACAUUAAUUUCAAGAAAACUAAGGUCUUCUUCCAGGGUAUCUCCCCUGAUCACAGCAAUGGCACACAAUGGGGGAAGAAGACCAACAAAAUGCAAUGUAAGGGAGAACAGAAACCAACAAAACAGCUAAGGUAUUUUGGAGGUCCAGAUCAAGCAGAUAUGUUGUUGGGGAAAGUGUUGGGAAAAACAGGAAAGCCAAUUCAUUUGUUGAAGUUCACAAAAAUGUCACAAUAUAGAGUGGAUGGUCAUCCUUCUAUUUAUGGAAGCCCUAGGUAUAAAGGCUUAGAUUGUACACAUUGGUGUCUCCCUGGUGUUCCUGAUACUUGGAAUCAACUUCUUUAUGCUAAUAUCAUAUGAAUUGAAAAAAUAUUGUUAUAAUGAUCAGAAAACAUCAAUUUGAAAGAAUGAUAUCAAAAUGAUACUACAAAUUUGUGUUACUAAUGGCUAGUGAGUACUACUCCCUCCGGUUCAAAAAGAGUGUCCACUUAGCCAUUGCACACCCUUUAAAUACUAACAUCUAGGCAAAAUAUUUAAUUUGACUAAAUCAUCCCUAAUUAAAUAGGUAUUGAGAUGUGGUCACUUAACACUUAAGAAGGGCAAAUCUGGAAAAAAAAAAUCUUUCUUGAUUUGGUAAGUAGAUAUUUUUUUUAAAACAUAAAAUAAAGGCUACGUGAACACUAUUUUUUAGCCGGAGGGAGUAUCAAAUGGUGUUGGUAAUUGUAGUUUUGAGUUUCAAUAAUGUUUGUGAUGAUUCACCCGGACUUAUAAAUAAUUUGUGAAAUAUAGCAAGGUAAGUCUUUGUCCAUUCAUCAAAUUUAAGAUCUUUCGGGAAGGUUCUGGCAGGAAAUGUAUAAGUUUCACGGGGCAGCCUCUUUGACAUGGCCAUUUUACUUGUACAUGACUUUCAAACUUUCACACAUAUAGCCGCUUCAGACAUACAGUGUUUAAAGUUAGGUUUGACGAAAUUAAACUUUAAACAUUUUAUCUAAAGUCACAUAUGAAUGAAGUUCAAAGCAAGUAUAGGCGGCAUAGUGAGAAAUACUCAAGGGGAGCUGAUUAUGGCCUUCUCCAAAUCAGUUCAAUGCAGCAGCAACAAUAGGGCUGAAGCCUUGGCAGCCGAGUUUGGUGUGAAAUGGUGCUACCAAGAGGGAUACGCUAAUUUCAUCCUCGAACUAGACUCCAUGGUGAUAGCCAACAUGAUCAACAAGCAGGACUCAAGUAACGCGAAGCUUAAACAGACCGUAAGCAACCUGUUACGACUCCAGAGGCAAACCAACUUUCAAGUAAAGCACUGCUUCAGAGAAUGCAAUCAGGUUGCGGACAGUUUGGCCUAGCUCGCAUCGUUCAGUGACCAGAAUCAAGUUGUAUAUUCUUUUGCUGAGCUUCACAAAAAUUCUAAAGGCCCCUUUCAACUUGAUAAGUGGCAAAUGCCUAGUAUUAGAUCCAAAUUUGACAAAGCUAAUUUUUUUGUUACUUAGAGGCAUAGGUUACCAGAAGUUGGCUUGGCUGUUUUGGCCUCUUCUGGUUUUUUUGAAGGUGAAUAUAUCACAAAGGAGUGUUGUAAUUGAGGUCAGGUCCAGCCCUCCUCUGUAACUUUUUGCUAAUACAACACUACCCAGUCCAAAGCUGGGAAUUUAACAAAAAAAAAAAAAUGAAGUUCAUG
This is a messenger RNA of Lycium barbarum (goji berry), 2586 nucleotides long. RefSeq names its product protein trichome birefringence-like 43. The transcript has 5 exons. Gene Ontology annotation, cellular component: Golgi apparatus. Lineage: Eukaryota; Viridiplantae; Streptophyta; Magnoliopsida; Solanales; Solanaceae. Gene Ontology annotation, molecular function: O-acetyltransferase activity. Bases 147 to 1280 code for a protein of 377 amino acids. The record is from RefSeq and is a predicted model, not a curated record.